AUGAAUCUCAAGACUCAUCCGCCCACUACCUUUGGGCGACGCAACUUUGUCGACGUGAUCGAUGAAAUCGCAUCUUCUGAACCAUCUCGGCCCGUUGUUUUUCUUCCCCGUUCUGCAAACGCAGAAGAUGGAUGGGAAGAAUUGACCUUCGGGAAAUAUGCCAAUUCCAUCAACCGCUUUGCUAAGUGGAUCGUCGAACGCGCCGGACAUGCUAAAGACGGGGACUAUCCCACGGUCGCGUACAUCGGUCCAAAUGACAUACGAUACUUGAUUGUUUUGGCUGCGUCGAUAAAAGCUGGUUACAAGGCCCUUUUUAUCUCCCCCCGCAAUAACAUCGAGAGCCAGUUGUCUCUGUUUCAGGCGACUGAUUGUCAGUGGAUAAUUCACUCACCAGAGGCCACGAAAGUGGUAGAGUCUUGGUUGAGUGCUCGCCCGAUGAAAUCAAGCCUGAUCGAUUCUAUCAGCGAUAUCCUUUCCGAUGAGCACGUCCCGUCUUUCCCUUACCAAAAGCCAUUUGACGAAAUUCGCACAAAGCCGGCUUUCGUUCUACAUACAAGUGGUAGUACUGGAACUCCAAAACCAAUUAUUUGCCGUCAUGGUAUUCUCUCGCUAGCUGAUGCAUAUCAUCAACGACCUGAAUUCACUGGAUAUUCUCAUAUUAUGAAGGCCUUUUCGGAGAUGGGCAGCAAGGUUUUGUGUACAAUGCCAUUUUUUCACGCUCUCGGUCUCUACUAUUACAUCAGUCUUUCAAUCUUCUGGGGCACUCCGCUGGUGCUCCCAAUUGCAGACCAGGCAGUGACCCCGGAUAGUGUCUACUCUUUUAUCAAUAAUUCCGGAGCCGAUGCUGCUGUUUUGGCUCCAUCCCUUUUACAAGACAUGAGUCACGACAAGGAUGAUAUGAAUUUACUAGCUACGCUUUCAUUUGUGACAUGUGGUGGUGGUGGCCUUGAGGUUGAGGCUGGGGACCGACUUGUGGAGGCCGGAGUCACGCUCGCCAAUAUCAUUUCAACCACAGAAUAUGGGUUGUACCCAAUUUAUUUCCAGCCAGAUAUGAAAUUAUGGAGAUACUUCGUUUUCGAUGAUGAAACCUUUGGCUCCGAUUACCGACCGACUGGCGAUGGCACCUUCGAGCAUGUCAUAGUCCGCCGAGAUCAAGACCCUGGAAUGCAAGGCAUCUUCUAUACUUUUCCCGAGCUUAAUGAGUAUCACACCAACGAUCUAUACAAAUCUCACCCAACUCUCCCUCAUCUUUGGCUGCAUUCCGGAAGAUCAGAUGACGUGAUUGUAUUUUCAAAUGGCGAGAAGCUGAAUCCCGUAUCGAUCGAAUCUAUUGUUGGCGCUCAUCCAGCUCUCAAACGAGCUGUCGUCGUCGGUCAAGGUAAAUUCCAAGCUGGCAUUUUCCUCGAGCCACAUGAAAUUUCCAACGAUGAUGCUGCGGCCCGCCUUAUCGACAAUGUCUGGCCUACCAUUGAGCAGGUAAAUAAACAGACAGUGGCCCAUGGACAGAUUGCCAAACAUUUGGUCAAGAUUUCAGACUCCACAAAAGCUAUCCCAUCAUCUGCCAAGGGCUCUCUUCAGCGAGGUGCGUUCUUGAAACUCUACAAGGACGAAAUCGAGAAGAUGUAUGAGGGCAAUGAUGCAGCCGGAACGGUGGGGCUUUCACUUGAAAGUGAAGAUGCUCUUAUGAAAUCACUGUAUGACAUUAUCAUCACACAGCUUGGCGUUGAGGAGAUCAUGCCCGAUGCAGACUUCUUCGAAGCUGGUAUCGACUCGCUUGGAAUCAUCAACUUGAGUAAAAUUCUUGCAAAUGAGCUCCAACAUGCUGGGGUGUCUGAAGACUGCUGUGUGGUUACGACAAGAGUUAUCUAUGGCAACUCCUCCCUUCGAAGGCUCGCUCGAAAUCUGUUUGCCCGUAUUUCUCAAAGCCAAGUCAUCGCCGAUGACAAUGAUGGAGUGGAAGCGGCAAAUUCACUCUUGAAGAAGUACAGUAUCGAGUCGGUCGAUGGCACUAUUCCCGACAAGCCAUCACCCAAAGACAACGGACAGACAAUCAUUCUUACUGGGUCGACUGGAAGUCUCGGCUCGUAUAUUCUGGACCUACUGGAGGGCAGCGACUCUGUUUCAAAGGUCAUUUGUCUCAAUAGAAGCGCCGAUGGAGGUUGCAUGAAGCAACUUCAGUCUAAUGGAGAGCGAGGCCUCCAGGUUGAAUUUCCAAAAUCGGAAUUUCUACACGCAGAUCUGUCACAGGAAAUGUUUGGACUGAACGGUGUCAUCUACGACCGUCUCUUGUCAUCGGUGGACCGCAUCAUCCACAAUGCUUGGCCAGUCAAUUUCAACCUUUCUGUUGAAUCGUUCGAUUCCAGCAUUCACGGUGUCCAACGAUUGGCAGACUUCUCUUUCCAUGCCACAAAGUGUGUUCCAAUCGUUUUCUUGUCAUCGGUGGGCGCUGUCGAUCGCUGGGCUGAACCUGGACCUGUUCCCGAAGCUCUUCUUACCAAUAUGGGCCUUGCCUCAAUGGGAUAUGGUCAAUCUAAGUUUAUUGGUGAUUUGAUUCUACAGCAGGCAAGAGACAAGCUCGGUGUUCCAACUGCAGUGGUUCGUGUCGGUCAAAUUUCUGGUCCUCGCAACGGAAAGGGAGCCUGGAAUAAGCAGGAAUGGCUGCCGACUAUCAUUUCUUCGUCGAUAAGCCUUGGCCAGCUGCCUACAGACCUUGGUGCGAAUAAUUCAAUUGACUGGGUCCCGGUCGAAGAUGUCGCUAUGAUAGUCCUUGAAAUUGCAGGCAUUCUAUCAUGCCGCCCUUUGUCUGAGAUAUCUGGCCAUUUCCACAUUGUGAACCCAGUCCAUGCACAGUGGAGAGAUCUUGUAGGGUCUGUGAAGAGCUUCUACGAAGAGCAAGGGUAUCCAAUGGCGUCUGUUGAUAUGGCCACCUGGGUCAAGGCUGUUGAAGCUAGCUCUGAGAACGGAAGCAAAAUUCCCGCUGUGAAACUUUUAGAUGCCUACAAGGGACUCAUUGCCGAAAAGCCUCAUCACCCGGGAUUCUCUACGACUAGAACAAGGGGCUUCAGUAAGACGCUAGACCGGCUUACUCCUAUCAAUGCAGAAAUGAUGAAGGCAUGGUGCAAAGAGUGGAGCUUUAAUGUUGACUGA
Penicillium cosmopolitanum is the source of this 3147-nucleotide messenger RNA. RefSeq lists its product as uncharacterized. The transcript is spliced from 4 exons. The record is from RefSeq and is a predicted model, not a curated record. NCBI's taxonomy places the organism in Eukaryota, Fungi, Ascomycota, Eurotiomycetes, Eurotiales, Aspergillaceae. Bases 1 to 3147 code for a protein of 1048 amino acids.